UUUGCGCACUUAUUUCCCGUACAUUCGGGACAAACACUUGGAGUACUAAAUCCUGACGGAACUGUCACUCAACUCAAUCCACAGGUUGUGGUCAGUAGUGCGGCGGCCGUCGGGACGCAAGAACCGGGAACUGAAAACAAAGUGAAUCAAACAAAUCAAAGUAAUACCCCGACGAGUAUGUCGUCCAACACUAGCGGCCAAACGGUUUUGGCGAACGUCCAGUUGCCGAACGGACAGAUCGGACAAUUAAUAUCAGCUCCCGUUUGGCCAUCAAAUUCAAUAAACCUCUCGAGUUUAGGCGGUUUGAGAUCCGGUCAGAACCAAGUGAUUCAAGUGCAGGGAAUGGGAGGACUGCAG
Molecule: messenger RNA, 357 nt
Organism: Medioppia subpectinata
Lineage: Eukaryota; Metazoa; Arthropoda; Arachnida; Sarcoptiformes; Oppiidae
Source: the annotation of a GenBank genome assembly